AUGAAUACAAUCAGGAUUCAUUCUUAUAUUGUUUUCAUUAUUCUCAGCAUAUCAGUUCAAAACAAAUCUCAAAUAUGUAAGAACACACCUCAAUAUGGUGAAUGUUCCACAAACAGUGCAUGUGGAUGCUUUCAUAUGAUAGGUGCUAAUAACGAUACAGGCAUUUGUGGUUUUCGCUGGCUAGCAUGUUCUCAUCUUUUACUGUGUAAUUCAUCAGACAAUUCGUGUUCUCAGCCUAAUACGACGUGUGUUCAACAUCCACAAUGUAAUCAUUUUCCUGUUUGUUAUCCAGUUACAAUGACUGAUCAAAGUAUCUGCCCACCAAUGAAAAAUAAGAACAAUCUUAAAUGGAAACAAAAUGCCAUCACUGUGGCUGGUGGAAAUGGACAAGGACAACAAUUAAAUCAACUCAAUCUCACUCAUGGAAUUUUUAUUGAUAAAAACAAAAAUAUUUUCAUUGCUGAUUCAUAUAAUCAUCGUAUUGUUGAAUGGAAAUAUAAUGCAAAAGAAGGACAAGUCAUUGCAGGUGGAAACGGGCAAGGAGAUCGAAUGGAUCAAUUGAAUUAUCCAUCAGUUGUGAUUGUUGAUCAACAAAAUCAUUCGAUUAUCAUUGCUGAUCGUUGGAACAGACGAGUGAUUCAAUGGACGAAUCAAACGCAACAAAUUCUCAUUGAGAAUAUUGAUUGUUAUGGUUUAACAAUGGAUAGAAAUAGAUUUCUUUAUGUUUCUGAUCAGGGAAAGCAAGCAGUGAGCCGAUGGAAAAUGGGAGAAUAUAACAAUGAAGGAACUGUAGUUGCAGGUGGAAAUGGCGAAGGAGAUGAACUCAAUCAACUCAAGACUCCUGCUUUUAUCUUUGUUGAUGAAGAUCAAUCUGUUUAUAUAUCAGACUGGAACAAUCAUCGUGUGAUGAAAUGGAUAAGAGAUGCAAAAGAAGGAACAGUUGUGGCUGGAGGAAAUGGUCAAGGAGGAGAUCUUAAUCAAUUGUAUCAUCCUCAAGCAGUAAUUGUUGAUGAUUUGGGUCAAAUCUAUGUAGCAGAUCAAUGGAAUAAUCGAGUAAUACGUUGGUGUGAAGGAAAACAAGAAGGUGAAAUUGUUGUUGGUGGAAAUGGUUUAGGUGGUCAUCCGAAUCAAUUGAAUUAUCCCCAUGGUCUAUCUUUUGAUAAUGAACAAAAUCUUUAUGUUGCUGAUUUUGGAAAUGAUCGAAUUCAAAAGUUUGAAGUAAUUUUGUGA
This is a messenger RNA of Adineta steineri, 1230 nucleotides long. NCBI's taxonomy places the organism in Eukaryota, Metazoa, Rotifera, Eurotatoria, Adinetida, Adinetidae. The record is from the annotation of a GenBank genome assembly.